AAAACGUGAUGGUCGCAGGUCCUUCUAGCGUCAGUCCGCCGCAGGCUUUCACUUGAACAAGUUCAUCUAGUACAUAUUUACAAUGAUCGCUUGGGUUGGUGCCAGAAAAUAAUUUAAUAAUAACAGCAACUCUAGUCAUUUUUCUUUGGUUUUUCAAUUAAAUAUUUUAAAUCCUAACCGACAUAAGUCGACUGCAAUUCAUUUUUUUUAAUCGAGACAUUACUCGCUAAUUAAAAUGCAUAAUCUAAUCGGGUUUUUGGCAUCGGCUUACCUAAUCACCGGGGUUUUUGGAUUCGGGACAAAUUUGACCAUCGAUGGAUUAGGACAAAUUAUUGGAACAGAAGAUAAAACGGCGUGGUCAGGUAGGACGAUUUACUCCUUCAAGGGAAUCCCUUACGCUGAACCACCGGUCGGAGACUUAAGAUUCAAGCCACCCGUGAAACUCGAAACAUGGAACGGGACGUUUUACGCAACGGAUUUUGGAAGUAUUUGCCCCCAAAAUACCGGCCGAAACAUACCAAUGCCCAACGACGAUGAGGACUGUUUGACGUUGAACGUUUACGUACCAGAGGUCGGUUCCGAGGCCAGCGACGAUCUCUUACCGGUGAUGAUAUUUUUCCACGGAGGGACUUUCAUCAGCAAUUACGCAGCGAUGUACAAGCCAAAUUUUCUGCUGGAGGAAAACGUUAUCCUUGUGGUACCGCAAUUCCGAUUGGGACUUUUGGGUCUUUUAUCUCUGCAAACGGACGAUAUUCCCGGCAAUGUACAGUUUCUGGAUCAAAUAAUGGCGAUGCAAUGGGUGCAGGAUAAUAUUCGUCAUUUUGGCGGUGAUCCUGGCAAAGUGACUCUGUUUGGUCAGAGCUCUGGCGCGGCUGCGGUGAACCUUCAUCAAUUCAGUCCUCUGUCGGAAGGACUCUUUCAUCAAGUUAUAAUCCAGAGUGGAUCGGCGUUCGCGCCGUGGGUUAAGGACUCUAACCCGGUUCACUCGGCCAAACUUAUUGGAAAGUUUGUCGAUUGUACGCAAACGAAUCUUACGGAAUUAGCAGCUUGUUACCAAAAUUCAUCGGUUACAAAUCUGCUGGACGGUUUCCAGGCAUACGCGGAGGUAUACGGUCCCACUGGAUCGGCAUUGAUGGGAGGUAACAAAGCGGUUAUUCAAACUGCCGGUGAACAAAAAUUUUUGGUAGAAGAUCCGAAAUCUUUGUUAACCAGGGGUAAAUACCGUAAGAUGCCUAUGAUCGGAGGUGCCACGAAACACGACGGCAGUUACGCGUUCGCACUAUUUUACGCCGCCUAUUUCGCACCGAACGGACUCACCAACAAUACCGAAUUCUUGACCUACGACCUACCAGCCGUAAUUUCCGAAGUUUUUGGAAUCCAAGAUGAUACAGACGGAGUUACGCAGACUUUGAUUCAAACGCAUUACAACGAAGGAGACGUCGGAGACUUUGACAAAAUGGUUCCAGGGCUCAUAGACAUCGUCGGUGUCUUCGCUUUCAAGGCUGGAGUAUUCAAAAUGCUGCAAGAGAAUCACCGUACGAAUAAUUCCUACCUGUACAGAUUUGGACACUUCGGUACAGAGCGAGUAAUGGAUUGGGUAGCAGAUCUAUUCCCGUUUGAUCUUGGGGUCGGUCACAGCGACGACCUUUCUUACCUUUUCCCAACGCUCGACGUCACCGCUGCCCAAGAUCGUGCCGUAGUCGAAAGGAUGGUUAAGCUGUGGACGAGCUUUGCCGCCACUGGGGUUCCAGUCGCGGAUGGUAAAUCGUGGGAACCGAUGACCAACGCUUUCGGGCCCUACCUAAUUAUUGACGAAGAAUUCUACGCCGGCGACAAUUAUUUAACGGAACAGACAAUCGCUCUGCGGGAGGGUUUGCUACCCGUGAAGAGAUCAUCGGCAUUCGUCACCGCGCCGCUCAAGUCUCUGAUAGCCAUUCUGAUGAUUCUGUGUUCAAUUUUUAGGCGAUAUUCGAUACAGGAAAUGUUCUCGCUGCAGAGCGAAUUGAAAGACUCCAGACUCUGGGAUCUGAAAAUUUUGGAACUGUUCCAAGAAUCGUUUUUGUUGUUUUGCGUGGAUCAUUCGGGACAAGCGAGCAGUUUUAGUCGUGCCGUCGAGUCAAUGAGAGUAAAACUUAUUGUGAGAUACAAGUGUGAUGUUUAUUCAAACAUAAUGAUUACCAAUGUUACGAUAUUGUUGUUCAGUUGCUUACUGGUCAGUUCAGCAAUUAAGAUAAACACCAACGUCAGCGUCGACGGAUUGGGAAACGUUAUCGGAUCGCAAGAAGAGACCAAAUGGUCGAAAAGAACAAUAUACUCCUUCAGAGGAAUCCCAUACGCGAAACCACCCGUAGGAGAUUUACGAUUUAGACCGCCGGUCAAAGUUACCACAUGGAACGGCACUCUGAACGCUAAGAGUUUCGGCAACAUUUGCCCACAAAAUCGAGUUGCCGUUACACUGCUGCAAUUGUCUGGUGUCGACGAGGACUGUUUGACGCUAAAUGUGUACGUCCCCGAGGUCCGAAACGAUAGCGCACCUCUACCGGUGAUGAUUUAUCUCCACGGCGGAAGUUUCAUGAUCGGUUACGCCCAACUCCACGAACCGCAUCAUCUAUUGGAAGAAAACAUUAUCCUUGUAGUCCCCCAGUUUCGUUUGGGUCCAUUAGGACUAUUGUGCUUGCAAACUGAAGAGAUUCCGGGCAACGUUCAAUUCCUCGAUCAGAUAAUGGCGAUGAAAUGGGUCCGGGACAAUAUCCGCUACUUUGGGGGUGACCCGAACAGGGUGACAUUGGUGGGUCAGAGUUCAGGCGGAGCUACGGUGAACCUUCACCAAGUCAGUCCACUGUCCAAAGGACUCUUUCACCAGGCAAUUAUCCAGAGUGGCUCGGUAUUCGGACAGUGGGUGACCGACCAUAAUCCGGUGGAAAACGCCAGGACAUUGGGCGAAAUAGUCGGAUGCAAUCAAACGAAUUUGAACCAGUUGGCAGCGUGUUUCAAGAAUUUGGACGUCUCGGAUCUUUUGGACGGUUUCGAAUGGUAUUUGGGAAUAUAUUCCUCCAAAGGAGUCCGAGCAACCGGAGGAAACAAGGUCGUUGUUCAGAAAGCAGGAAAGCAAAGAUUUCUCGAAGAAGAUCCAGCUAUACUCAUUGCCUCGGGAGAAUAUAACCACGUACCAAUGAUCGGUGGAACGACGAAGCACGACGGAAGUUUCGUUCUCGCAGCUUUCUACGCGAAUCGUUUGGUUCCCGAAGGCCUCGAAAAUGACAGGGAAUUCUUGACUCACAACUUGACUGCUUGGAUCGCAACCGAUUUGGGGGUCAUCGACGACAUCGGUGUCGUGACCCAGGCGCUAAUGAAGCUGAAUUUCGAUGAGGAGGACAUCGGCGAUUAUUCGAAAAUGUUUCCUGGACUGACAGAUAUAUGCGGAGUCCUCAGCAUAAAAUCCGGAGUGUUCAGAGUGAUGCAAAAGAACUGCAUCGAGAAACCCUCCUACCUCUACAGGUUCGGAUAUUCCGGUAAACAUUCGUCAUCCUGGUAUAUCCCUCCCGAAGCUUACCCCUACGAUACCGGAAUUACCCACGGGGAUGAGCUCAUCUACCUCUUUCCGAUGUUCGACGAUCUACCGGAAAAAGAUAUCACCGUUGCGAAAAGAAUCGUCAAAUUAUGGGCAAGCUUCGUAGCCAACGGAACACCGGAAGCCGACGGUGAGAGUUGGAAGCCGAUGACCACUCCGUUCGGACCCUACCUAAUCAUCGGAGAAGACUUGUCCUACGCCAAAAAUUAUUUGUCAGAGCUCACCAUAGCGAAACGAGACGGUUUCAAGGGUGAUACAUCCAAAUCCGAGGCGAAUUCAAUCGAGCAUAAUCGAUUCACCCUGUUCCUGACGACGAUAUGGUUGAUCGCAAUUAUUAUAAUGGAAAGAUAAUAGUAGGUUAUUAUCGAUUCGCAGAGAGACCAAUAGAGAUACCCAUCUUUGAUUGAUAUACCUAUGUGUUGUAAUUUCACCCACGCAAAAGAAAAUUAUUUACCGGAUGUGUUUUAUCCUAAAGACAUCGAGUGCGCAGCCCAAUCAGAAAUUGCAACGAAUCGUUAAUAUAAUUCAAGGGUAUUUGUACUCGUAAUAAAAUAUUGGUACUUCAAAAGAUA
This is a messenger RNA of Athalia rosae (coleseed sawfly), 4143 nucleotides long. RefSeq lists its product as uncharacterized. The transcript is spliced from 21 exons. Bases 236 to 3922 code for a protein of 1228 amino acids. The record is from RefSeq and is a predicted model, not a curated record. Lineage: Eukaryota; Metazoa; Arthropoda; Insecta; Hymenoptera; Athaliidae.